UCAGCACAACAGAUACAACACACAAUAUAACAAACUCACCAGUCAGCAAAACAGGUACCUCAAACAAUAUACAAACAUCACAAAUCAGUACAACAAAUAUGACCCACAACAUUAUAAUCCCACCAAUAAACACAACAGGUACACAAUACAAUACAACAACCUCACCAGUCAGUACAACAGAAACGACAUACAAUUUAACAACUACAUUGGUCAGUAUAAUAGAUCCAACACACAAUAUAACAAUCCCAGCCAAAAUAAGAGAAACCACAUUCGAUACAACAAAUUCACUAGCCAGUACAAGAGAUACGACACUCAAUGUAACAGCUGCACUGGUCCAUACAACAAGUACACCACAUAAUAUAACAACCUCACCAGUCAAAACAACAGAAAUGACAAUCAACACAACAAAUGCACCACACAAUGUACCAACAUUAACGAUCAGUGCAACAAAUACAACAUCUAAAAUAACAACCGCACCAGUUAGCACAACAGGCACACCGCUCAACCUAACUGUCACAAGACUCAGUUCAACAACCCCCAUAGUCAGUACGAUAGCCACAACAAUUGACACAGUUGCUCCAACAGUCACGACACUUGAUAAAACUAAAACAACACUCAACACAUUAAUCACGUCACUUAAUACAACAGGUAUGCCACUCAUUACAACGGCCAUACCACCAACUGAGGUAGAAACAGCAACACCACCCAAGACAACAGCACAGAUAAGUGAAACUCUUACUACAACAGUUAGACCAUUAAAUGCAACAGUCGCACCUCACUUUACUACUGCCAUGCCAAUCAUCUCAACUGCACUACAUCAUACAACAGCUACACUAUUCAAUACAACAGUGAAAGUUCCAAACUUAACUUUCACAUCCGAAAGUGUGGAAAAUGCAACACAAUCUAACACAAGUAAUUCUCAAAUCUCUGGCGCAGAGUCCACCACCACCACAACCUUUCUGCCAAAUACAAAGCUGUUUAACUUGACAGCACCGUUACACCUAAAUGCAACAGCACCCCCAUUAAACACUACACAACACACCUCCACAUUCACAAUACACUUAAACACUACUGAGCAAGACAACACAACAAUAUUUAACACUACAUUAUUCAGUCACAAUGUAACAUCUCUUAUAGAAAAUAGGACAGAUUUAUCAAUACCUAAUGUGACAGAGGUUAACGGAACACUUAAAAUGACUACGAACCACAAAAACACAACCUAUUUAAAUGUGAGCUCUUCUGUCUUAAAUACCACAACACAAUUCCCACAUGUUACACAAUAUAACACAACCACUCUAUUUGAAAGUGCAACACACUCAAAUAAUACAAGCCUAGCCCACAUUACAGAAUCACCUAGUAACGUAAAUGAAUUAAACACAACUAAACCUCUUAACAGUACAUCUGAAUUCAAUACAACAGCUAUUCCUUAUUACACAACACAACUUCUGAAUGAUUCUACAGUGGAGGAGACCACAAAUGCUGAAACUGAUAUGACUACAGAUACACCAGAAUUAAAUACUACAAUGUAUUCAUUUAACUUGACAAAUUUUAAUACAACUGAUGUCACUUAUUCCAACACAACAGACUCCCUGUUCAAUAUAACUCAAUCAACAGCCUUUACAAUCAACAUAACCAUGUUUAACACAACAGAUGCGCCACUGAAUGAAACCAAUUUCAAUGGGACUGUUGUCAAUCGAAGCAUCAACACAACAGAGACCUCCAAUAACACACUGGAAUUGAAUACAACUGUAAGCCCUACAGUUAAUACAACACAGUUUGAUGUCACAAAUACAACACAGAUGCAUACAACAACCUUUCCAGCACCAGAAAAUAUUACCAGUGGGCCAAACAACUCCACUUUAGAGCCUUUUACAACAGUUAGUCUUCUUAACACAACACAGUCAAAUGACACAAUAGAAAAUGCCUUUACGGAAAAUAUAAUCACUAACACAACUACAGCAAUCAAUCCAAUUAACAUUCCAAACAACAUACCAACAAAUACUACCGUUAUUAGCAUUGUCACAAAUAGCAGUACAGCUCCCACAACUGCUCCAUCAGUGAUACAUCCAAGCCCUCCUCAGAACAGCUCUACAACAGAAGCUCCAAUUAUUAUUCCAACUCCAACACCUAGCAAAAGCAACACAACAGUUACUACGAGGCCUGCCGUUCCAGUUGUGCCAAAAACACCAGCCACUACCAUGGCAACUACUACAGAAGCAACAACUAAAAGCCCAGAUACACUGGCUAGCGAUCUUCUGAACCAAACACGGAAUUUGGCAUCUUUAAAUUCAACUGAGGUCAAUCAGUUGGUCAGCCAGUUAGAAAAUCUUCUCUCCGCACCCAAUAUUAGUCUGGAUCUAGGCCGAACAGUGCUGUCUGUCAUCAACAACUUUCUAAACAGCUCUACAGAUACUGUGGCUGCCUCCUCAAAUCGAUUAAUCAAAGCUGUGGAUAAUUUGGGUCUGAAACUUGUGAUUGGGGACCAAACUGAAAACAUCGCAUUUAAUUCACUUACUUUGACUGUGACCAAAGUUGAUGGGACCAACUUUGGGAAAACAUCACUCACAAUUGCAGAUCCCUUAAACCCACAGGUGACAAAAGGACUUCAAAGACAAGUCAGGGCAGUGGAAAGUUCCUCCCCCCUGGCUAAAAUAACACUACCUGCAUCUCUGACAGAGAACCUCUCUCCAGAAGAAAAGAAGAUAGCCUCUAGAGUCCAGUUCACCUUUUUUCAGAAAAGCACAUUUUUUCAGGAUAAAACCCUGAGUCCAAAGAAGCUGAACAGCUACAUUCUAGGCUCUAGUGUGGCUAACCUGUCAAUCAAAAGCCUGAGGGAGAAUGUUAUAUUUACUCUGAGGAAUCAGCAGCCCGUUGCGGGGAACUAUGUAGCUUCCUGUGUUUUCUGGGACUUUGACCAAAACGGAGGUUUAGGAGGCUGGAAUGGCAACGGCUGCUCUGUCACAAACAGCAGCAAUGAGAACGAAACUGUCUGCAGCUGCAAUCACCUGACAAGCUUUGCUGUACUACUGGACAUUAGCCGGCAAGGUAUAUCUGACCGUUUGCAGAACACCAUCCUCACCUUCAUUACUUAUAUUGGAUGUGGGGUGUCCGCCAUUUUCCUGUCGGUUACGCUAAUCACAUACCUUGCAUUUGAAAAACUCCGCCAUGACAUCCCUUCGAAGAUCUUGAUCCAUUUGUGUUUCGGCCUGCUCAUGUUGAAUUUGGUAUUCUUGUUGGACUCGUGGCUGGCACUGUACAAAGAUGCUGUAGGCCUGUGCAUUUCCACAGCCUUCUUCCUGCACUACUUCCUGUUGGUCUCCUUCACCUGGAUGGGACUGGAGGCUCUGCAUAUGUACCUGGCCAUCGUCAAAGUCUUCAACAACUUCAUGUCCCGAUACAUGCUAAAAUUCUCCCUGGCAGGCUGGGGAAUCCCUUUGGUUGUCGUCAUUAUUGUGAUUGCGGUGAACAAAGAUAACUAUGGCCUCGUAAGCUAUGGGAAAUUUUCUGACGGAACUACAGAUGAAUUUUGUUGGCUGAACAAUAACAUAGCAUUCUAUGUGGCUGUUGUGGCGUACUUCUGCGUCGUAUUUGUGUUGAACCUGGCAAUGUUCGUGGUGGUGAUGGUCCAUCUGAGACGAAUCAAGCGCCAAAACCCUCACAAUAAUCUGUACCGCAGCGGCUUGCAUGACCUUCGUAGCAUCGCAGGACUUACUUUCCUGCUCGGGCUUACAUGGGGCUUUGCCUUCUUCGCCUGGGGACCGGUCAAUUUGGCCUUUUCAUACCUGUUUGCCAUCUUUAAUUCCCUACAGGGCUUUUUUAUUUUUGUUUUCCACUGUGCUCUGAAGGAAAAUGUCCGUAAACAUUGGAGAAUGUACCUCUGUUGUGGCAGUUUACGAUUGGCUGAAAAUUCAGAGUGGAGUCGGACAGCCACACAGAGCAACCACACUAAAAAGACUUCGAUUAUGACGGCAGAUUCAGGGACCCGCAGUGUACCACGAAGCUCAGUGAGCAGUGAUGAGUCAGUGUCGUCCCAAGGCAUCGGCUCAAUGCUGGAUGACAGUGUGAUCAUGUCAGGGGAAGCAAAUGACGACGUGAUCAUCAAUGAGAUGAACAGACAAAUCUAUUCUUAGAAGAGGAUUACAAACGCAAGACAGGAAAAUAGGUGAAGAAACAGACCAUUUCUAUCAGGCCUGAAAAAAAAUGUUUAUUACCAAGAUGAGAAUCUAACGACUCGGCUCAAAAUAUCUUUUCUCAUCAGUUUGUCUGAAUCAAUGUUACAUGCAUUAAAGCUUUCAGCAUUUAGCUUUAUAGCCAGACAUUUCGUUAUCUGUUAGAACUGGGCUGCUCACAGCUGAGUAAUGAAUAGCAAGAGCAUGUACCUAUGGGAGUCAAUAUGUAAAAAGAUCUCUCUGUACUGAGCAGUGAGGUAUAUUACGCUUUUGGGGUUUUAAACUCUUAUAUAUUUUCAGCAAACAGUAUUAAACACCUCUUCUGCAAAAAAUAAAUAAAGCACAGAUGAUGCAUUGCAUCAGAUGGUACUUAAUAAAGGUUUUAUAAUUGAUGAAGGACUACAUUAAAAAUGAAGGAAAACAUUCGGUCUUAAAAACCAUAUAUAUCUGUCAGACACAUUGUAGAAAGACUGGGAUACAGUACGUUCUGUUUUCCAUAUAGCUCUUUAUUUUUAUAGUCACUCUCAGUUUUGUAGUUUUUACAUAGAGGAAAAAUAUAAUGAAUAUGCUAAUGGAUCAAAAAAUGUGUUACAUGCAAUCAAAUUUGCUUUCUUUGUACUGCGUAAAACA
Molecule: messenger RNA, 4799 nt
Organism: Carassius carassius (crucian carp)
Lineage: Eukaryota; Metazoa; Chordata; Actinopteri; Cypriniformes; Cyprinidae
Product: adhesion G-protein coupled receptor G2-like
Exons: 14
Coding region: 99-4130 (1343 amino acids)
Biological process (GO): cell surface receptor signaling pathway; adenylate cyclase-activating G protein-coupled receptor signaling pathway
Cellular component (GO): membrane
Molecular function (GO): G protein-coupled receptor activity
Source: RefSeq, a predicted model, not a curated record